Prorocentrum cordatum is the source of this 1606-nucleotide messenger RNA. NCBI's taxonomy places the organism in Eukaryota, Dinophyceae, Prorocentrales, Prorocentraceae. The record is from the annotation of a GenBank genome assembly.
UUUUCCAAGCGGGCCAAAGUGGUGAGCCGCUCAGAGCAUUCCCCGGCCCCUGGCUGUCCCCUUCGCUCCUCCACUCGACAGCCAGUCGCCUGACGCCUGCACCUCCAGGCCAGCAGGGGCGGACGAACGUUUCCCGUCGCCCCGGGCGCAGGGAGGUGCAGGCACCUUGCAUGGGAAUCGACUUCCCCUGGCCGCCCUGGACUGCAUGAACAGGCGAGGGAUGCAGACUGCGAGACCGUAUCACGCGAGCUCCUUGCGAUGCAGUCUGGUACUCUACAGCCGCUGCGUGGCACCCAAUACAUCCUAACACAUGCGAGGGAAAAACGUGCGUAUUGCAAUGGACGAGCCGUCGGUGCGACGCGUGACCAUUGCCCAGACGCGCCAACAAAAACAGUUGCAAGAUCCUGAAGGCGGAGUCGGCCCACUGCGCAACAAACACUGCGGGCGGCGCGGGCACUUCGUCCGACUCGUUUCUGUGCACUCGGCAAGAUUCUGGGAUCCACGCUACCAUCCGCUGACUUCCCCUGACACUGUCGGCGCCGUUGGGAAAAUCGGCGUGCUACGUACUGAGAUGGAGGGAAGGAGGGGAUGGAGGGAAAGAGGGAGGGAGCAGAAUGAGUAGAAGAGGGAGAAAGGAAGAAAGGGGAGGAUGGAGGGAAGGGAUCAGAAGACUGAUCAAGCGAGGAACAACGACUACCGCGACCAGACAGGAGGUGGCAUUGAGCAUAUGCACCAACAACGCCCGAUCGCUGCAGGCUCCUACCUCAUCAAUUUCAGAAGGCGGCCUGCUGAUAAGGUGAACGCCAAAGCGAAUAAGGCCAAGGCCAGCAUGGGUUGGAAUACCAUGUGGGACCUCGUCUAGAACAGGAAUAUACCGGUGAAGGAGAGGAAAAGCGAGGAAGGGGGUGGAUGGGCUCUUCACUACCAUUAUUUCAGAAAGCCCCGACAUGAAAUGCGUACGUAGUCCUACGCUCAUCCGUCUGCACUGAAAAGGGCGCAAUCAUCCUGUGUGCUAUACCGUCCCUCAUCACACGGGCACGGUGGCGGAUCAUUGCAAGUGCUGCAGCAAGCUUCCCUCGCAGCAGCGCAGAGGCCGGCUCUCUUUAGAGCUCCGCACGAGGUGAAGUCCUGCCCGACGGUUGAAGAAUUUGCCACCUUGAUGACAGCCUCGUCGUUGUCCUCGCACGGCUGGCUGCAAGUGCCACAGCACACAGACCGGACCUUCUCGCCGUGGUCCUCGUCGUUGCAGAAGCCCCUCAGGAGCUCGCAGAACUUGUUCUGCGGCUGGUCGUGCCUGGGAGCGGCGGUGUCGAAGGAGCACCGAGCACUGGCGUCGACUUUCCUGGUGCCGCGCGACCACGCCAGCAUCUGCAUCAGAACAUCUGUGUGGUUCUUGUCCUCACAGCUGGGAUCCUGGACGAGCCCGCAGCCGCUCGGCUGAGCCCGCCGCCUCCAACUGGGCCCCAUCGGGCUGGGCCCGGCCGCGACUCGCCGCUCCGCUGGCGUCCUCGCGGAGAGCCCGCAGCCGCUCCGCCGAGUCCUUCGCCUCAGGCUGGGCCCAACCGCAACCUCCCUCGGCCUUCUCCCUCGUCUUCCGCCCUCCUCG